Molecule: messenger RNA, 2179 nt
Organism: Podarcis muralis (Common wall lizard)
Lineage: Eukaryota; Metazoa; Chordata; Lepidosauria; Squamata; Lacertidae
Source: RefSeq, a predicted model, not a curated record
CUCUCUCUCUCCACCCCCCCGGCACAUGCCCGCCUCCCGGCCGCCGGCAGGAGCAGCAGUUGCAAUCCCCGCGCAUCACCCUCGGCUGCCGGGCGCUUCUGCCUCGGCGUGCUUUCCUCUUUCUCCGCCUCUAACAAAGGGAUCGUCGGCGAGGGAGGCGAGGCAGCCCCCUCCCCACGCGACCACCCACCCACCCCGGGCUAUUGUUGCAGCUUCGUCGGACGAGGGCCGGGAGAUGGAAGAUGGAAGGAGGCGACGGUGGGGCAGCCAUGGAGGUAGCACUCUCCUUCCACACAACAUCAACAACGAAUUCCCGGAAUAUGGGGCUGUGGAGGAAGGUGCCAAAACUUCGGAAAUUCCCUCUGAGGUUCACGAAGACGAACUAGUGUGUGUUUCUGACGGGCAGCCAUGUGACCAGCUGCCUUCUGAGAACGGCAGACCUAGUGAUGGGGUAGAGUUUUUCUCUGAGGGGUUACAAAUGGCUCCCCAAGAGGAAGAAGUGUCAGAACAGUUUGGCAGGCCGAGUGAGACUAUAGAAACCUCCCAAGAUUUAGAAUCUGAAAAGGCACUUGACAGGGAAAACGAUGCUUUUGGUUCAGAGAUGCAAAUGGAAAAAGAGAGGAAAGUUGGCAGUGGAGCUGAGGAGGCAGCCAGGGAGAUGGUUCUUGCAGGCCAAGAAAAACCUCCAGAAAUGCCUCUUCCAUCUGAAGCCACAGCGGAGAGAAAAUUGUAUUGGAUCGCAGAAGAAGACUCUAUGGUCUUAACUGUGGAAAUACAGCCUGAGAGCUUACGAACUGCUGGCAGUGCAACUGAGGAGGCCCACAAAAUAUGUGAAACCAGUUGCCAUAAAGCUCUGGCCCAGCCAGAGGACAGAAAGGUGGGUGCUACAGGAGUCCUUGGCGGUGCCUGGGCAGACUUUGAGCGGGAGUUUUCUGUGUUUGAUUCAGACAAGGAAGAAAGAGCGCCCGAGAGGAGGAUAUCCAAAGAGGCGGCUGUGAGCAAACACGUGGAAUUUCAAGGGGUGGAAAUCCUUUGGAUCCAAAAAGCAGAGGAGGAGAAGGAAACCGGACUCUCUGACACGGAUAGUGUAGAAAGAAGAGUCUCAAAACACCACACACCACCGGCAGUCUCAUCAGAAUUGGACUGUUUGCCAGAACGCUCCUGGAAUGUAUCCUGGGAAAACUUCAGGCCUUUAACUUCGCUGGCUGAAGGUGGAGAGGAUGAAGUCUUCAUAGUAGAGGAAAAGAAGAACUGGGCACUGGAGAGGAAAUCUAUGUUGGACAAGGACAGGCUCAUGGAGGAGGAGGAAGAGGACGACGACAACGAAGCCAUCAGUGGAAGAGUGGAAGAUGUCCUUGGGCAACCGCACUCCGAAGUCUCCACAGAUGUGUACAGCUCCCAGUUUGAAAGCAUUCUGGACAAUGCCUCUUUAUAUUAUAGUGCGGAGUCUCUGGAAACUUUAUAUUCUGAGCCGGAUAGCUACUUCAGCUUCGAAAUGCCGCUCACUCCCAUGAUUCAGCAGCGUAUCAAAGAAGACGCUCAAUUUUUAGAAAGGACUCCUGAUGGGGCAAUAAGAAAAGGCCACAGCGACGGGAUUGCCAAUGGACUAGGAGAUGUGAAGGAGACGGACAUCACAGAAGCUUGUCAUUUAGAAAGCAAUGCAAGACUGGAAUGCACAACGGCGCCAGAUGCCGUAGGGGACAUGGGAAGCAACGAUUUCCUGGAGAAAGAUGGGCACGAAAACCUGGGGCAUGACUUCAUCAAUGGGACCACCAGCGGCAAUGCGGAAGCAGCCCGGAGGCUGGCAAAGCGCCUGUAUCAUCUGGAUCGAUUCAAGCGGUCUGAUGUAGCGAAGCACUUGGGGAAAAACAAUGAGUUCAGCAAACUUGUCGCUGAGGAAUACCUCAAGUUCUUUGAUUUCACAGGCAUGUCUUUGGAUCACUCACUCAGGACAUUCUUCAAAGCCUUUUCUCUUAUUGGAGAAACUCAGGAAAGAGAGCGAGUUUUAGUUCAUUUCUCCAACAGAUACUACCAGUGCAACCCAAAUGCCAUUUCCACGCAAGAUGGAGUCCAUUGCCUCACAUGCGCUAUCAUGCUGCUGAACACUGACCUCCACGGCCAUGUGAGUAUUCUGCAAAUUGUCCUGUUUGCUCAGAAAUUUUGAACUGCUCUUUCAAUA